Physcomitrium patens is the source of this 991-nucleotide messenger RNA. Lineage: Eukaryota; Viridiplantae; Streptophyta; Bryopsida; Funariales; Funariaceae. The record is from RefSeq and is a predicted model, not a curated record.
CCCGCCCUUCAUCAUCGUCUUUUCCCAUCGUCAAACUUCGUCGACGUUCGACAUUUGCGAAGUAUUCUGCGUGAGUGUUUUUCGCCGUGAGCUGUUUUAGGUCUUCUGUUGAGUGACAGGCCUUUGUGUGACGCUUGCGUUGAGCUCCAUCUCAUCUUGUUCGAUAGAGAAUCGUGGUAGAUAUUGUGGUUUCAAGCGAGAGGGUUAGGUUGUCCAGAAACUGAGAACGUCUGGUCGGAAAAGUGUUGGGGGGUUGUUCAGAGAGGGUGUAUUAACCAUGGCUGACAUAUCGAAUCCUCGGCCGAUGGUGAAUUCGAAGUUGUUGAAGAAUUACAUGGGAAGGAGAGUGACGACAGUGGUGAAAGUCGCGAGGACGGAGGGAGGAAAUGUGGUAGGAGAGUUGCCUGAUGGUGCUCCGAUCACGGUCAAGCAAGCGCCGCAGCACGUCGCUGCUCAAUCGCAGUUCAUGGAGGUGAUUGGAGUCGUCGAAGGUGACCGCUCCUUGCGAGCUGAGACUUGUACAAGCUUUGGUGAUAAUUUUGGCUGCGAAUUGUGUGCAGAUAUGUCUACAUACAACGACCUGUGUCAACUCGCUAACAUAGAGAACCGUGAGUGCUUCGUGUAGGCGCCACUCUUGCCUAGAAGUAUUCGUGCCUUACACAACUUAUCGCUCGGGUGGAUGACGAAAGAGAAAAACAAUAGACUUCCUUGUGGUUUUUGCAACUUCAUGGAUUCAGGAGCUCACGAAAUGCAAGGCCUUGUUUUGAAAAUCUGUGGAGGCAUCACAGAACGAACAGCUACGGAUUAGUUUGGUUUACAAUGUACUUUUUUCUAAAGUUGGAUUUAUUUUCAGGAAACGGUGAUUUCCUAAGUGGAUCUGGCAUGCAUUUGGAUAUGAUCUAUGUGCUUGUAAAUUUCGAGUUGCUUGCAUUUUAAGAGGAAGGGAUAUGUCUCUUUAUGUUGGAUUCAUUCAUAUCCCUUAUUAGUUCCA